CGCGCCACGCCUUUAGGGAAGGGGAGGGGCCGGGGCUCGUGGCUGACAAGCCCUGGGCUUGUUGGCGGGAAGUUUGCGACUACCGGUGGCAGCUCGAGUGGCCUUGUCGUCGCCUCCUCUCUCCUCAGAGGCUCACAGUCCUACCUCAUGAUCUCGGCGUAGGGCUUAGUGCUCCUUCCUUCCGAGGACGCGAUGAUUCCCCGGAAGCGCCCAGAAACCCAGGAGACCCCCAAAGUGGUGGUGCGCCUCAGGAGCAGGAGGAGUCCGCGGGAGCCGGAGCCCGCGGCCAAGAAGCCCCGCGCGAAGGGCCCCGGUCUUAGCAGGAGAUAUGACUCAGGCUGCCCUCGGGCGGGGCAGGCCAGCUUGCAGGACCCAAAAGCCGGCAGCAGCAUCAUCAGGGUUCUGCACCAGCAUAAGCUGGGUGAGGCUGCCUGGCCAUCGCUACAGCAGAAUCUGCAACAGUCCUUCGUGCACUCCCUGGCUGCUUACCGGAUAGCCCAGAAGGCUUCCCCUUUUGACAGGAGGGCCACAGCUCUGGCCUGGCACCCAGCGCACCCCAGCACCCUGGCUGUGGCCUCCAAAGGGGGCGAUGUCAUGCUCUGGAAUUUUGGUGUCAAGGACAAACCCACCUUCAUCUAAGGGGUUGGAGCUGGGGGGAGCAUCAUGGGGCUGAAGUUCAAUCUUCUCAACAGUAACCAGUUCUAUGCUUGCUCCAUGGAGGGAACAACAAGGCUGCAGGACUUUGGAGGCAGCACCAUCCAGGUUUUUGCCAGAACCGACUGCUGCAACAUCUGGUUCUGCAGCUUGGAUGUGUCUGCCAGUAGCCGAGUGCUGGUCACAGGAGACAAUGUGGGCCACGUGAUCCUGCUGAACACGGAUGGCAAGCAGCUUUGGAAUCUCAGACUGCACAAAAAGAAAGUGACCCAUGUGGCUCUGAACCCCUGCUGUGAGUGGUUACUGGCCACAGCCUCCGUAGAUCAAACAGUGAAACUCUGGGACCUGCGCCAGGUUAAAGGGAAAGACAGCUUCCUGUACUCACUGCCACAUAGCCAGCCUGUCAACGCAGCUUGUUUUAGCCCUGAUGGAGCCCGGCUGCUGACCACUGACCAGCGGAAUGAGAUCCGGGUUUACUCUGCCUCCCAGUGGGACUGCCCCGUGAGCCUGAUCGCGCACCCACACCGCCACUUCCAGCACCUCACCCCCAUCAAGGCAACAUGGCAUCCUCGGUACAACCUCAUCGUUGUGGGCCGGUACCCAGAUCCUAAUUUCAGAAGUUGUAUUCCCUACGAGUCAAGGACAGUUGAUGUGUUUGAUGGGAACUCUGGGAAGCUGCUGUGUCAGCUCUACGACCCAGAAUCUUCUGGUAUCGUUUCGCUCAAUGAGUUCAACCCCAUGGGGGACACGCUGGCCUCAGCCAUGGGUUACCACGUUCUCGUCUGGAGCCAGGAGGAAGCUGGGCCAUAGAAACAAAACGAGUGCCAGAGAGGCCAACAGUUUGGAGUCCUCACGUGGGGACGAGCUGUGGGAAAAGAGGCAGCUGUUUGUUGAAGGGGGAAAAGUGCCCAAUGUUAGGGUUUGUGCAGGGGCACCACCUUUUCAGUGAUGUGCACUUGGCUCCAAAAGUUUAAGGUGACCCCUGGGUUGUAUCCAGCUCGGAGCCAGUGGUUUUGUCCCUUCUGUCAUGGUGGCAGAGUGGUGGGUGUUUUAGUUUGUGUGCAUUACUGACACGGCCAAUAAAACUACCCAACCGCU
Molecule: messenger RNA, 1752 nt
Organism: Octodon degus (degu)
Lineage: Eukaryota; Metazoa; Chordata; Mammalia; Rodentia; Octodontidae
Gene: Ddb2
Product: damage specific DNA binding protein 2
Exons: 10
Biological process (GO): DNA repair; response to UV
Cellular component (GO): Cul4-RING E3 ubiquitin ligase complex; nucleus
Molecular function (GO): damaged DNA binding; protein binding
Source: RefSeq, a predicted model, not a curated record